Cylicostephanus goldi is the source of this 813-nucleotide messenger RNA. The record is from the annotation of a GenBank genome assembly. Lineage: Eukaryota; Metazoa; Nematoda; Chromadorea; Rhabditida; Strongylidae.
AGAGGACCAUGUUAUCGAUGUCUUUUCCCAAUACCGCCUAAUCCAGACCAUGUCACUAACUGCAGUGAAGGCGGUGUUCUUGGACCAGUUGUGGGAGUUAUAGGCAGUCUGCAAGCACUUGAAAGGGGACCAUGCUAUCGAUGCCUUUUCCCUAUACCACCUAAUCCAAACCAUGUCACUAACUGCAGUGAAGGCGGUGUUCUUGGGCCAGUCGUGGGUGUCAUAGGCAGCCUGCAAGCACUUGAAGUCCUCAAAAUUGCAGCAAAACUUGAGCCCAGCUUCUCUUCGAAGUUAUAUCUUUUUGAUGGAAAGUCCGGCAAAUCACGGACUAUUGCUAUAAGACCACGGAAUAAAGAAUGUGCUAUUUGUGGUGAUAGCCCGACUAUAACUAAGCUCAUUGAUUAUGAAGCUUUCUGUGGUUCUCAAGCAUGCGACAAGGUUCAACGAUUGCAUUUAUUGGAACAAAAUGAUAGAAUAUCUCCUUUUGAUUAUUCUGUCGUUAGAAGCUCCGGUCACAAAACAGUACUAGUAGAUACGCGGCCACCACAUGAGUUCAAAAUUGCCUCUUUGGAGGAGGCCAAAAAUCUUACUUUGGAAAGUCUACGGCGACUUGACCCUACCUCUAUUCGCGAAAAAUUGGGGCUCAAUACGAACAACUGUGAAGAAGUAUUCGUAAUCUGUCAUCGUGGAAACGAUUCUCAAAUUGCUGUAGAACUCCUCAAAGAAAAGCUCAAACCACUUCGUGUCCGUGAUAUUGAAGGCGGCUAUGAGGCUUGGGCAGGGAAGAUUGACACCAGUUUUCCGCACUAUUAA